Limanda limanda (common dab) is the source of this 1324-nucleotide messenger RNA. Its product is annotated as stress-induced-phosphoprotein 1-like. The record is from RefSeq and is a predicted model, not a curated record. NCBI's taxonomy places the organism in Eukaryota, Metazoa, Chordata, Actinopteri, Pleuronectiformes, Pleuronectidae. Bases 1 to 1263 code for a protein of 420 amino acids. The transcript has a single exon. Gene Ontology annotation, molecular function: Hsp90 protein binding.
AUGUCGUCCCCGGCAGAGACCCCCCCGAUGAGCCCGUUCUCCGGGCCCGACUUGUUCCAGAAGCUGGAGAACGAUGCUCGCACGCGGGAGCUGUUCUCCGACCCGAGCUACAGAGAACUGCUGGAGCUGCUCAGGAACAAGCCGUCGGAGCUCGGGUCCAAGCUGCAGGAUCCCAGAGUGAUGACCACGCUGUCCGUGCUGCUGGGACUCAACCUCGCUGAGAUGGAGGAAGAAGAUGAGGCCACCCCACCUCCUCCUCCGCCCGAACCCAAAGAGGAAGACCUUCAAGGAAACAAGAGAAAGGCCUUGACGGAAAAGGAACUUGGGAAUGCUGCGUAUAAGAAUAAGGACUUUGAAGUGGCGCUGAAACACUAUGAGAAAGCAAUCAAACACGACCCGUUCAACAUGAUGUACAUCUCGAAUCAAGCAGCCGUCUACUUUGAGAAGAAGGAUUUUGAGAAGUGCCGAGAGCUGUGUGAGAAGGCCAUCGAUGUCGGCCGGGAGAACCGAGAAGACUACCGACAAAUCGCAAAGGCCCUGGCCCGGAUCGGAAACUCCUACUUCAAGCAGGGAAAAUACAAAGAAGCGGUUCAGUAUUUCAACAAGAGUCUGACGGAGCAUCGGACUCCUGAGGUCUUGAAGAAGUGCAAGCAGGCAGAGAAGAUCGCGAAGGAGCAGGAGAAGGUCGCCUACAUCAACCCAGAUCUGGCCCUGGAGGAGAAGAACAAGGGAAACGAAGCCUUCCUGAAAGGUGACUGUCCCUUAGCCAUGAAACAUUACUCUGAGGCCAUCAAGAGGAACCCGAAUGACGCCAAGCUCUUCAGUAACAGAGCCGCCUGCUUCUCAAAGCUGCUGGAGUUUCCACUGGCCCUCAAGGAUUGUGAAGACUGCAUCAGACUCGAGCCCGCCUUCAUAAAAGGCUACACCCGUAAAGGAGGAGCUUUGGAAGCCAUGAAAGAUUAUUCCAAAGCUAUGGAUGCUUAUCAGAAGGCCAUGGAGCUGGACCCUUCCUCAAAGGAAGCCACCGAAGGCCUGCAGCGCUGCCUGGUCCGUCGGACCUCCAGGGACGACAGCCCCGAGGACGUGAAGCAGAGGGCCAUGUCCGACCCCGAGGUGCAGCAGAUCAUGUCCGACCCGGCCAUGCGCAUGAUCCUCGAGCAAAUCCAGACGGACCCCCAGGCGCUCAGCGAGCACUUGAAGAACCCAGUCAUCGCUCAGAAGAUUCUGAAACUCAUUGAUAUUGGACUGAUAGCCAUUCGUUGAUGAGAUGCUCCAGCUGGUGAAGAAACUCCCAGGGGCUGAAGUGGAGCAACAUGCAAAACCC